UUGUGGUGGUGGCGCCCCACUCUGCCCAGCCCGUCUCGGGGUUUUCUGCAGGCUGGUGUGGAGAAGAGCUCCUCUGGGGGGCUUUCCUGCCCCUCGACACGGUUUUGGAGUUCGAGUAGCAGGAGCUAAUAACUCAUCACGCCGGCACUUUGGAGGUUGCCCCUCUGUCCGGGACUCUGAAGAAUACUUCAUCUGCGAAAGCUCAAAGUUGAACAGGGCAGUUUGGGUUUGAUGCUGCGCCAGGAAUCUUCUGACAAUGAGUUACUGGAACUUGGAGAAAAAGAACAGCGUGCAGUACCGCAGGCACUUCCUGGUGGACAACAGCCUGUUUCAUGUUGAAAGAUGCAUGAGUGUGAUGCAGUCGGGGACACAGAUGAUCAAACUGAAGCGCGGGACCAAAGGGCUCGUCCGGCUCUUUUACCUGGAUGAGCACCGGACUCGCCUCCGAUGGAGACCCUCUCGGAAGAGCGAGAAGGCAAAAAUUCUUAUUGACUCCAUUUACAAAGUCACUGAGGGCCGACAGUCUGAGAUAUUCCACAGACAGGCUGAGGGGAGCUUCGACCCCAGCUGCUGCUUCACCAUCUACCAUGGCAACCACAUGGAGUCCCUGGAUCUCAUCACCUCCAAUCCCGAGGAGGCCCGCACCUGGAUCACAGGCCUCAAGUACCUGAUGGCUGGCAUCAGUGACGAAGACUCUCUUGCUAAAAGGCAGAGGACCCACGACCAAUAUCCUCCCUAGAAUGUUAAAUUUGAACUGUGCGUGUAUGUGUGUGUGUAAGGAUUAGACUGUAUUUUCCCAUAAUUUUGAGGCUUAAAGCCACUUUCCUUGCUGUCUCUUUAUUUACCUCUCCCGAGCACUUUUCUGUCCCCUCC
Messenger RNA from Camelus dromedarius (Arabian camel), 873 nucleotides. Its product is annotated as 1-phosphatidylinositol 4,5-bisphosphate phosphodiesterase eta-1-like. The transcript has 4 exons. Gene Ontology annotation, biological process: phosphatidylinositol-mediated signaling; release of sequestered calcium ion into cytosol. Bases 257 to 739 code for a protein of 160 amino acids. The record is from RefSeq and is a predicted model, not a curated record. Gene Ontology annotation, molecular function: phosphatidylinositol-4,5-bisphosphate phospholipase C activity. Lineage: Eukaryota; Metazoa; Chordata; Mammalia; Artiodactyla; Camelidae.